Diospyros lotus (date-plum) is the source of this 1774-nucleotide messenger RNA. Its product is annotated as NAC domain-containing protein 73. The transcript has 4 exons. Gene Ontology annotation, biological process: regulation of DNA-templated transcription. Gene Ontology annotation, molecular function: DNA-binding transcription factor activity; transcription cis-regulatory region binding. The record is from RefSeq and is a predicted model, not a curated record. Bases 206 to 1207 code for a protein of 333 amino acids. NCBI's taxonomy places the organism in Eukaryota, Viridiplantae, Streptophyta, Magnoliopsida, Ericales, Ebenaceae. Gene Ontology annotation, cellular component: nucleus.
UUGAAAAGAUAUAAGAAAAUUCCAAUAUCUUGCUUCUCUCUUUCUCUCUCUCAUCUCUGGGAGACUUGGAUAAGAAUUAUUCAGUUCCUCGCCAAGAAGCAUCAAGAACGCGAAGUUGAAGAAGAUUUCGAGAUUACCCUCAAAACUGGAGGAAUCAGGAGAGAGAAACCCGUUCUGGGAUGGGCGUAGGAGCAAAAGCAGAGAGAUGAGAUGGUGCAGCAGCAGCACUACUGACUCCGAAGAUCAAAGAGCCGUCGCUUUAAUCUCAAUCUCCUCAUCUUCCAAAGACCAUAGAGAUGGGAAAUCCCAACAAACUCGUCUCAUAACCUGCCCUUCAUGCGGCCAUACCAUCCACCUUCCUGUUCCUGAUCAGGCGGGAAUUCAAGAUUUGCCAGGGCUGCCUGCUGGAGUAAAAUUUGAUCCUUCGGACCAAGAAAUCAUAGAGCAUUUAGAGGCCAAAGUUUCGUCGAAUGCCCAUAAUAAUAAGCUGCAUCCUCUAAUUGACGAAUUCAUUCCUACGCUCGAGGGCGAAAAUGGGAUUUGCUGCACCCACCCAGAGAAGCUACCAGGUGUAAGCAAAGAUGGCAUGAUCCGCCACUUCUUUCACCGGCCUUCGAAGGCGUACACAACCGGAACUAGGAAACGGAGAAAGGUUCUCACGGAAGCCGAUGGCGGCGAAACAAGGUGGCACAAAACAGGCAAGACGAGGCCGGUUGUUGCUGGCCGGGCGGUGAGAGGGUUCAAGAAGAUUCUGGUUCUCUACACCAACUAUGGCCGGCAAAGGAAGCCUGAGAAAACCAACUGGGUGAUGCACCAGUACCAUCUCGGCGACAAUGAGGAAGAAAAAGAUGGAGAAUUAGUGGUUUCCAAGGUGUUCUACCAAACGCAGCCUAGGCAGUGCAGCUCAUCAGGCCUUAAAGGCACUCCAAUUGAUGAUAAGAAAAGAUCAAGGAAUGAUAAUAAUAAUAAUAAUAGUAAUAAUAAUAAUAAUACUAAUAAUUUUGAUCAAACUGCAGCAGGGAACACAGCCUACGUCGAGUACUAUACUAAUCCUUCAUUGAACAUCUCCUAUCAUGACAUUGGAAGCCAAAGUAGAGUGAACUCAGCUCAACUCUUCCCCAAUCUGCAGGUUCUUCAAGGUGAUGGCUCUUCAUUCAUUCAUCUACUCUCCAAUGGGAGCAAAGGAAAGGUACUCGAAAGGAAAUAGAAACCACUGGAACGAUAGCCUCCUAGUGGUAUUAUAGGUAGGUUGACAGCCUAAUAAGUCCCACGAGCCCCAGCUGGCACUCUCCCGCUAGGUUCCAUAUAUAUGAUGUAAUCUUAAUUAAUCAAUUGAAAAAUACAGAAAUAAAAGGAAAUAAAAAAUGAUAAGGCAUGCAGGGCCUGGUUUAAUUUGUGGUGGAAGGUAACAGUUAAUAAAAAAAUAAGAUAAUAUUGUAGAGGAGGGGGGGAAAUAAGGUUGGUGCUUUGUUUAAGUUGUAACUGCAUAGCUAGCCAUGCAUUUUGUUUGGUGACGAUCGAGUUGAAUAUUAUUGUGGGCUUCAAGUCAUGAGACGCUGUUCUAUAGUUUUUAUACUAUAUAUUAUGCGUAGUAGUUUUUUUUUUUUUUUUUUUUCUGUAAGUGUAUAUUAUGAGUAGUUGGUAGGUAGCUUAUAGGGAAUUAAAGGAGGAUUAUAUAUAUAUAUAGAAGCGAGGUGGUGAAGACUUGCACCCAUUGAUGUACUCUAAAGACCUACAACAUUCUCUGAUAUGGUGGAAAUAUGUGUAAGAUCAA